Messenger RNA from Schistosoma haematobium, 4899 nucleotides. RefSeq lists its product as uncharacterized. Gene Ontology annotation, biological process: microtubule cytoskeleton organization. Gene Ontology annotation, cellular component: ciliary basal body; axoneme. The record is from RefSeq and is a predicted model, not a curated record. Lineage: Eukaryota; Metazoa; Platyhelminthes; Trematoda; Strigeidida; Schistosomatidae. Bases 116 to 2659 code for a protein of 847 amino acids. The transcript is spliced from 12 exons.
GAAAAGCUGUUUUAUAUGUUUCAGUGGUACCGUUAUAAGCGUGUUUAAGUCAAUCAAGCUCGGCGUCUGUGGAUUUUGUGAAAGAUACCGUUUCUGCGCUCCAUAUAAAUCCUUCAUGUCGAAUCCCGAAAUUAAUUCUCGUAAUAACACCAAUCUAAAACCCUAUGAUCAUGAAAUUUUUCCACGAAAAUGUAAAGUGUCUUCAAAGAUCCUGAUUAAACAGCAUUUGAAUGCCCAUUACAGAAAUAUUCAGUCCGUAAAAGCCUAUGUCGACAAUACAACACCUUAUUCAUUUUCACACAAUCCAACUACCAAGGGUUAUCUGAAGUCAUACAAAGGAGCUGAUAGAAUACCCCUUUCAACUAGACCAGAAUCAAAUAGUCUCUGUAAUCUGACCACUAUAAAUACAUUUUCAGAUGAUCCUGAAGUUGAUAGGAUUGUGAGAAGAUUUAUCCUUGAUAGUAACGAUAAACUUAUGGAACCACUUGGGUUAGGUGAGCAUCGUUCGGAAGUUGUCGGCAAUAAAAAUACAUGCGAGAAAUGUGAUUGCUCAGAUGGAGAACCUAUAAUCUUACGAAAGCUGGAUGUAGAUUGUUUUAGCACCAAAACUGCUCAUCGAAGGCAGUUAUUGAGCACUGAUGUUUUAGAUAUCCACCGGGAUAAGUUUACUAGUCCUAAACCAUUUUCUCCAAGAACAAUGAAAUCAAAUGUCUCAUCCAAACUUAUCAGUUUGCGAUGUUACAAUCCACCUAAAAGAAUUAGUCGUCGUCAGUCUGAUUCGAAAGUUUCUUUGGAUGUUAAACCUGUAAUGCACUUCAAAAAACAAGUCGGAACCUGUACAACAAAUUCAGAUAUGGAGGCAAUUGACAAUACUAAACAUGAAGAAUCGAAUACAGAUAAAGGAGAAACCACUUUCUCUCAUUUAAACAAGAGAAUAUCUAAUUAUUCUUCUAAACAUAUCCUGCCAUCUUCUCAUCACAGACGUAUUUCACAACGAAAUCGACAAAAUCAAUCGAUGUCUACUGAAUAUAUUGAUGGACUGCAUAAUUUUGGUAAAGUUAAACAGUGGCUAAACACACUACCUGGUAAUAGUACAGUCCAUAAACCAGAGAUUGCUACAUCCGCGCAAUGUGAUGAAGAGAAACUGGAAAAGUCGUUUACAGAGAAAAACGUUUAUACAGAUAAUACAGACAAACAAAUGCUGAAUAAACCAACUGGGAAUGAAGUGUCAAUUGAAAAUUUAAAAAAUGAAGUCAACUAUUUGAAAUUUAUAUCUUCUGUUACGGACGAUGUAUUAACACGUGGUGUUCUUACUGAUAAAAAUGUCAAUACUAUUCUACAUGAACAUGCAACUAUGAAUGAAUAUGGACUGUCAAAAGAUCAAAUCAAAAAUGCAAUUCAACAUAUUAGAACACAAUUAAACGUAAGGAAUGAAGUGACAACUACUACUCCAAUUACUACUAAUAUUAGUCAUUUAUUGUAUUCCAGUUCUUCAGGCUUACUAUUCCAUGAUAAUGAGACGAUGAUAAAUAAUGCUGAAAAUGAAAAGAGUCAUGUACAACAACAACGACAACACCAAAACCAGCCAACUGUCAGUUAUAAGACCGUAUUAGAUAUUAAACCAUUAUAUAGAUCUACUUCAUCAUUAUUGUCGGUACCUUGCAAUCAAAGUCAUCAGCCAAAUAAUCGUUUAUCAAUAACAACAACACCGACAACAACAACUUCGAUAACUAUUAGACCAAAUCAAAGCAUUAAUAUACCAAAAGAUGCUCAGGAAGUAUUUCAACAUUUAAUGAAUACAAAUGGUACUGAUGCAGUGGAUGGAAUAAAUAACAAUAUAUUAUUUCAACAUGAUUAUGAAUUACAAAAAGAUAAAUGUUCAGUUAAUCAACACCAGAAUGUUUAUGUGGAAAAAUUGGUUGAUAAACGGAAUCUAUCAUUAAACGGAUAUGACACUAAUGAUGAAUAUAUUGAAGUAUCUCACAAACAUCACUGUGAAAACAAAAUUAACGAAGACAUAAAAAAUUAUGAAAAUACUUUAAAUAACCAAUUUAAUGCUUUAUUGGUUUCUAAUACUACCACUAAUACAACUAUUACAAAUAAUAAUUCUGUCAAUAAUUUAACACUGUCGAAUCCACUGAAGUUAAUACAACACACAAAAUCUAAUGAAGCAUUUAAUAAUAUGCAGAUUCAAUAUAAUCCUGUAGAUGCAAAAACUCACUUGAUAAUUGAGCAUAAUGAUAAUGAUGACGAGAAUAAUGAUGAAACUAUUGAAGAAAAGCGUAAUUCACGUCAAAAUCGUGUGAAAUUUGCAUCAGAAGCUGAAUUUUUCUCACCUUCAUAUUGUAGUGAACAGGCAACUUCAAUAAGCAGUUUCACUGAUUUAUCUCAUCUAUCUAACUUUUCUACUAUUACUACUACUGCUAUCACAACAACAACAACGACAACAACUGUCAAUAUUAAUCCUAGUAUAACUGAUACUACUGAGUUUGAUCUAUACACUUCACCUGAAACGAUGACUACAAUUUUAAAUAAGUCAUCUUUACAAAUUUCCAAUUUAAACAAUGACUUCGAUAAUAUUAAUAAUUCUAAGGAAUUUUUAGAUUUAGAAACGAAAGGGGAUAAAAAUAAAGAACAAGAAACAUUAUAUAAUAGAUGAUAAUUUAUUUUGAUUAGAAACAUUAUUAUUAUAGUAGGAAAAAAAGUACAUUUGACAUAUGAUCAAUGCAAAGUUAUCUAUUUAAUUAAUUAAUUGAAUUUUUCAAGGUUAUUAUUACUUGAGACCAAUAUUUAUAUUGAAAAAUAUAUGGAUAUUUUAAAAUGUUGUUAUAAAUCUAAAUAAGUAUACAGGCAUAUUCAUUAAAAGUUAUUAACUAAUUACCAUCAUCAUCAUAUAUUCAUUUUGUCAAAAUAGGUUCACAUCAUUGAAUCAUUGAGUACAAGUGACAAAUAAGUAGUAAUGAAUAUACCUUUUAGUUGAAUAAUCAUCAUCAAUGGCAGGUGCACAUAGGCUCCAAUAUCCUUAAGGAACAAAUAGCGUAUGAACCAAUCAUUGGUUACCGGCUCUCAUGGGACUGCAUCUCCUUACGAUGCUCCACUGCCUGGUGGAUCAGACCUUCAGGUCGAAGGCUCCGGGUGUGGCCUCCUAAGAAAACCACCUGCUUCGGUUUGGGCACCCGGGCAGUAUCAUAGCCCUCACACAUAUCAUAUGAGAUUUGUGUGGCGCAUAUGUAACUGGUGUCUCCUUGUGCCAAUAUUUAUGUGUUCAAAUAAAUAAAUAAUAAACAUUAUUGGCAACUAUUUUUAUCAUCAAUAUUGUUAACAAUGUUUUAAAUAAAUAAUUAUUUGAUAAACAAAAACUAAUACUAGUAUUAAUUCUUGGAGUUCUAGUGCGAAGCCGUGACCAGUAGAGCUAGUCUGUGUCGGAUAGAGACAGGUGUCUACCACAGUACAAUGGAAGAUGGUCGCGCAAUUUCGUGGAUUGGUUGAUGUUAAACACUAACACCAUUGAAUGCCUGCUCAGUAGCCCAGUAGGUUAAGCGUUCGCGCGCGAGACUCAAGGCCCUGAGUUCGAAUCCCGCGAGCGGGAUCGUGUUUGCGCACCGCUGAGGAGUCCCAUAGUAGGACGAAACUGCCGUCCAGUGCUUCCUGGUUUUCAACGGUAGUCUAACAUCAAUCGGUUUGUGAUCUCAAUGAAAAACUAAAUUUAAAAAGCCUAUUUCAGUUUCAUUCUGUCUUUUAUUUUUAUUAAAUGUUGGGGUGAUACUAUUAUUUGUAAACAAAUUAAUCAGAUUUAGGAUAACAGCUCUUGAAGUUUAGCACGAAAUUCACUUAUGCAUUUAGCUGAAUAGUGUUUUGGCAUUAUAGAUUGUCAGUUUGUGAUGAAAAUCUUAAAUCUAAUUCCUAGCCUUAACCAUCAAUUGUAAAUCAUAAUUUUAAUUCCUCACAUUGGUUUAUAACCAUCAUUCAGUUCUAAUUAGUAGGUGGACAUUCUCAAGGUCGAUUUAGCGUCGCUCGAAGAUCGUCCAUAAAUUAUAUAUAUAUCCAAAUACUGAAUAAAGCUUUUAAUUAUCCAUCUAAAUGAAGUGUUAUUUUCUUUUAAGUAAAGCAGUGCCAACUGACCACAAUAGUCAAAGAAUACGUCUACACUUGCCUGUAUGUACAUGCAUGUACGGAAUAAACACAACCAAAUUGUUAAUGUAAAUGAUUUUGAAUAAUUGACUAGUGAAAAUAAUAACAUGCUUGUUAGUAUUAUCCAUUUAUUUCAGUUGAGUGAAUCUAUUUGGAAGUAAAUUAAUUUAGCAAAUAAAUUCGGAACACUUCAGAUAAACAAACAAUAAAAUACGUAAGAGAUUUAAUAUUAUUUCGUUUAAUGGAUGUUAAACACGAAAUUUGCAAAAGCUUAGCUUUCACUAUAGUACAUAGUAUUUCAAGGAAGCUUUCAAGUUAUGUGGCUAUUUAUAUUGAAUAGUUACUGAGUAACAAACAAUACCAUGCUUAUCUAUUUUGUAUUGAUAAUGGAAUUAAGUCGAUCAAGUUGUAGUGUGACAACUAAUUUUAAUGACUCGACUUGUGGACACUGUGGUUUAAUGUUAAUUAAUUAGAAGGCAGUUGUCAGGAUACACUGAACCUAGGUUUCGUGUUGGUUAGCCGUUUCCAGUAAGAGAUACUAGCCAACUUGAUGGCCAACUGACAAUCUGUCAGAGUGGAAUACUGAAUUAUUAUGGUUAGAAUUUCACAGAUAAAACAAUUUCCUCUGAAUAACGCAACAAAGACAUUCAAGGUUUUCUACCGAUUGUCGUCAAAUCAACUAACAUCAAAAUACUAUAUAUCCGUGUUCUAAUUACUAUAAGCACAACAGUGAUUAAAAUCUUCCAACAUAGUUUAUGAAAAUAAUUC